AUGAGUAGGUUAUUUACUAAAACAAAGAAGAAACCUUUAUUUUUUAACAAACAACCACAAAUUGAAUAUAAUAAACAAGAAAAUGAUAUUGAAAAAAUCAAAUUACAUGAUUCAAACAAUGGUUUUAAUCCACUCAGUAUAAUAAAAGAAGAGGGGUUUGAUAAUAGUGACACAAUGAAGUGGUUUGACAAAAUGACAACUGACAGUGGAGAAGUGUUAUUAAAAAAUGAAAGUACCAGUAUUAAAAGUUUCAACAGUAUGACUUCAUUUCAAUUUUCACCAGAAGAAGAUGAAAUAGUCUCAAAUAAGAUGGAUGAAACUAUCCAACCAAAGGUGUUUACAGAAGCAAGAAAUGAAAGAGUUAUUUUAGAACAAACACAAGAAUCAGAGAAAGAUGAGAACCAAGUAAUUGAGGCAAAAGAAAUAAAGUGUGUUGAGAAUCCAAUCAAACAAGAAACAGACAAAGAAAUAAAUAAACCCAAAAAACAAUCUCAAGUUAAACCAAAAGAAAAUAAGAGAUCAAAUUUCCAUAUUUCAAUGAAAAGAUUUGAAUUUAAAAAACCUAAUUUAAUUUCAAAACCACUGAAAGAUCGAAUGAAAGAUUCAACUAAACAAAUCAGUGAAAAAUCUAUUCAUAAAUCUUCAGAUAACUACAACUUUCAACUAAAAGUAGAUCUAAAAGAAAAAGUACCAAACAGAAAUCAAAGUACUAAGAAUGUAGAACUAGAAAAAGAGCUAAGAAAAGAGUCAGAAGAAGGUUUUAAAAAAGUAUCUAAUAUUAAGAAGAUUAUGAAUUCUCCAGAUAACACAGAACCUAUAAGAAAUUCUAACAAUAAUGAAAUUAAUAUAAACCAAAAAGAAGUUGAAGAACAAGUAGUUAUUCAACAAGAAGAGAAAAAAGAGAUGUAUUCAUUGAAACGUAAAAUAGAAAUAAAUGAAGAAAAUGAAAAUAUUCCACCACUAAAACGUCCAGUUAUUAACAAAGAAAAUAAAAAUAAUCUUUCUAAAUUUGAAAUACCAACAAUUAAACUCCCAGUUAUGUUUAGUUUAUCAGAAAGUAGAUUAGAAUGCUUAAAAAAGAUUUCUACUAUUAUUCAAAUGUUAAAUUAUGCACCUAUAAACAAAGAACUACAAACAUCUAAAGUAAUUUUUCUUCCAGAAAUACAUUCUAUUCCAAAACCAACAACAGAAGAAGAAAUGAAAGCAUCUCUUUUAUUCUGUAAACAGAAGAUAGAAAAAUUAGGUAACGAAGUUGAAUGUCUCUUACCUAUUACAUGUUGUGUAGCAGAAAAAAUACUAGAACAAUUAAAAAAAAUACAUGAAUCACGAAAAAAUAAGUUAGCUAUUAUAAAAAAACAAGAAGAAGAAAUGAAAACACUUCAAGAAACACUUCAUGCAAAUAGAACAAUAAAAUAA
Molecule: messenger RNA, 1416 nt
Organism: Entamoeba dispar SAW760
Lineage: Eukaryota; Evosea; Mastigamoebida; Endamoebidae
Exons: 2
Coding region: 1-1416 (471 amino acids)
Source: RefSeq, a predicted model, not a curated record